ACGAACACAAACUACACAACAAUUGGUCAAAUUAUUUGUUGGAUUGCUUUUUCUUUUAAAGGUAGACUUUCUGUGUAUAUAUGCAUUCCACAUAUAAUUUUUAAUCAAAUAUCGUUCACUGAAAAUAAGUUAGUAUACUAUAGAUCGCCAAUCGUGAAAAAAAAACAGCUUAGUGAGUUUACGAUAAUGCUAACAAAACUGUGACAGAUGAAAAGUAUUAAGUAACCGGUCAAACAGGUUAAGAUAUAUUAUAUGUUUAUAGAAAUAUAUAAACAUGGCUCUACGCACAUAUGGUGAUAAACCUAUAAGUUUCCAAGUAGAGGAAAAUGGAGAAUAUUAUUGUAUUGGAUCUGAAGUGGGCAAUUACUUACGCCUAUUUCGAGGAUCAUUGUAUAAACGUUAUCCUGGAAUGUUCCGAAGAUCUAUUACAAAUGAUGAGCGUAAAAAAUUAGUAGAACUUGGUUUAAGUCAACAUGUACUUGCAUCCAGUGUGUCUCUUUUGAGAGCUAGUGAAGUAGAAGAUAUUAUAGAAGGUAAUGAUGAUAAAUAUAAAGCUGUAUCAGUACAUUCGACAGAACCUCCAGCUCCUAGAGAAGGAAAAUCAAAAAAAUCAAUGCCUUGGGUACCUAGUUUACCAAAUAGUUCACAUUUGGAUGCUGUACCUCAAGCUACACCAAUUAAUCGUAAUAGAGUACAUAAUAAAAAAGUCAGAACAUUUCCUUUAUGUUUUGAUGACACAGAUCCAUCAGCAAAUUUAGAAAAUGCAGCACAGCAAGAAAUGUUAGUCCCAAUUCGUUUAGAUAUGGAAAUUGAAGGACAAAAAUUGAGGGAUACUUUCACAUGGAAUAAAAAUGAAAGUCUUAUAACUCCAGAACAGUUUGCUGAGGUGUUAUGUGAUGAUUUAGAUUUAAAUCCAUUAACCUUUGUACCAGCUAUUGCACAAGCCAUAAGACAACAAAUAGAGGCUUUUCCACAAGAAACAAUUUUAGAAGAUCAAUGUGAUCAACGAGUUAUAAUUAAAUUAAACAUACAUGUAGGCAAUACAUCCUUAGUAGAUCAAGUAGAAUGGGAUAUGUCUGAAAAAGAAAAUAAUCCUGAAAAGUUUGCAAUGAAACUGUGUGCUGAAUUAGGACUUGGUGGAGAAUUUGUUACUGCCAUUGCUUAUAGCGUACGAGGACAAUUAUCAUGGCACCAAAGAACUUAUGCAUUUUCUGAAGCGCCUUUACCCACUGUAGAAGUACCUUUCAGACCACCUUCAGAAGCUGAUCAAUGGGCUCCAUUUUUAGAAACAUUAACAGAUGCAGAAAUGGAAAAGAAAAUACGUGAUCAAGAUCGAAAUACCCGACGUAUGAGACGUUUAGCAAAUACUACACCUGGAUGGUAAAGCAUGUAAAUUACGAG
Molecule: messenger RNA, 1401 nt
Organism: Frieseomelitta varia
Lineage: Eukaryota; Metazoa; Arthropoda; Insecta; Hymenoptera; Apidae
Gene: Snr1
Product: SWI/SNF-related matrix-associated actin-dependent regulator of chromatin subfamily B member 1
Exons: 6
Coding region: 275-1384 (369 amino acids)
Biological process (GO): regulation of transcription by RNA polymerase II; chromatin remodeling
Cellular component (GO): nucleus; nuclear chromosome
Molecular function (GO): transcription coregulator activity
Source: RefSeq, a predicted model, not a curated record